GCAGGCACGCGAGUUACACAGUCGUAAAAGUACUGACCUACGAUAUGGACCACAAAUUAUUCUUGCUCGUAUUAUCUGUGAGCGUGUAUGCUGUGGAUAUCAAGAUAUUGGACACACCGGAUCUAAAACUUCAACUGGAAAAUAAUCCUUAUGGAGGAAUUAAUGUCAUAUGCGAACGCAAGGGUCUUCGGGAAACCAUUUCCGUGAUAGGCCGUAACGCCGGGGACACAAAAGAUGUAAAUCAAGAUGGUGAUAUCCUUAUCCAAUACGAGAAUGACACACGAGUUACCAUCUCCGCUAAUGAAGUGGCCAGCGGCUAUCUCAUUACUUUCACCUGGAUAUCAGGAAACAAAGAGAAGCUUGAAGAUUGCGUUAACUUAGGCAGCCAUCAUUGGUAUGGUGGGCCACAACAAAAGCGUCAGUACUGGCCAAUCGAAAAACUACUCUUACAAGAUUAUUCCUAUGUCUCUAAAGAAGCAGACAACUGCGCAGUUGCGGAGCCUUACUGGCUCAAUUCUAACGGCAUUUUCUAUUAUUUCGACAAGAAAGUACCACUCUUUGUCAACCAGAAUAGCAUAGACAAGAACGCUGCAUGUUUCUAUGCAGAAAUAAAACCUCCUUAUUCCAAAAAGAGAGAAAUAAACGAAUUAAUAUAUGCAAUGGGUAUUUUUGAUAAUGCAAGGGCUGCUCAUGAAUUCGCUAUAGACAAAUAUUUAAAGAAACCCAAUGGGUUGCCCGAUGAAGGAAUGCUAACUUACCCCAUAUGGUCUACUUGGGCAAGAUACAAAAGAGGCAUUAAUCACGAUAUAGUAUUAAAAUUUGCAAAUGAAAUCAACGCGCAUGAUUUUAAGAACAGUCACAUAGAGAUUGAUGAUCUAUGGGAAGUAUGUUAUGGAUCUCUUACCGUGGAUGAGAGGAAGUUUCCUGACUUUAAGAAUACUGUCGCUUCUUUAAAAGAGAUGGGAUUUAGAGUAACAAUGUGGGCUCAUCCCUUCAUUAAUAAGGACUGUGAACCUUGGUAUUCCGAGGCAGUGGAAAAAGGUUACCUUGUGUCAUCCGAAUAUGGGUCUGUAGAAACCAGCUGGUGGAAUGACAAUGGAACCACCACAGCGUACAUCGACUUCACCAACCCAGACGCUCGAAUCUGGUACACGGAUAGACUGAAGAACCUGCAAACAGAGUAUGGAGUGGACAGCUUCAAGUUCGAUGGUGGCGAAUCCAGUUGGUCGCCGCAGAUUCCGGUACUUCGAGGCGAUAUCAACGACCAACCGGGUGUCAUAACGGCGGACUACGUGCGAACUGUGGCACAGUUUGGGCCUUUAGUCGAAGUUAGAACUGGAUAUAGAACGCAAGAUUUACCCGUAUUCCUGCGGAUGAUAGACAAGGACAGCUACUGGACUUUCGAGAACGGUCUACCGACAGUUAUCACCACGUUACUCCAGCUCAAUAUGAAUGGAUACCCACUAGUGCUCCCAGACAUGAUCGGUGGGAAUGGUUAUAACGAGGCUCCGACCAAGGAACUAUUCAUACGGUGGUUGCAAGCUUCUACAUUCAUGCCGAGCCUACAGUUUUCGUAUGUGCCGUGGGAUCUUGAUAAUGAGACAAUAGCAAUAAGCAAGCAAUUCGUUAAUCUUCAUGAAGCAUUCGCGCCAACUCUACUAGAGGCGUGCGCGAGAGCAGUGCAAGACGGGUCGCCGGUCAAUCCGCCCAUUUGGUGGAUAGAUCCUAAUAAUACUGAAACUUAUGAUAUUUGGGACCAAUAUUUGCUCGGUGAAACAAUAUUAGUAGCGCCUGUCAUAGAGCAUGGUGCAAAGCAACGUGACGUAUAUUUGCCAAACGGAAAAUGGCAGGCGCAAGGAAAUCCAGAAAAAAUUCACGAUGGCGGCGAUUGGAUUAGGGGUUACCCAGCACCGUUGGACACUUUGCCCUAUUUUAUUAAAGUAUAAAUAGAAGUUGAAAUGUAUCAGAGUAAAAUGUUCAUUAAUAAACUAAAAUUAUAUAAAAAGAUGAAACAAAUUUGAUCAUU
This is a messenger RNA of Zerene cesonia (dogface butterfly), 2026 nucleotides long. RefSeq names its product myogenesis-regulating glycosidase-like. Gene Ontology annotation, biological process: carbohydrate metabolic process. Gene Ontology annotation, molecular function: hydrolase activity, hydrolyzing O-glycosyl compounds. Bases 45 to 1946 code for a protein of 633 amino acids. The transcript is spliced from 9 exons. NCBI's taxonomy places the organism in Eukaryota, Metazoa, Arthropoda, Insecta, Lepidoptera, Pieridae. The record is from RefSeq and is a predicted model, not a curated record.